CAGCAGCCGGCAGAGCCAGGAGCUCGCCGAGGGGACGGCCCCGCCGCCUGCCACCCUCCACCCGCCGGGGGCUCUCCUACCUCGCCAUGCCGCCGUGGGGCGCGGCCCUCGCCCUGUUCCUGGCCGCGCUCGCCCUGCUCGGCCUACUGGCCCCGCGGGUCCUGCGCGCCGUCGGAGCGAGGACUCUGCCGGGGGCCCGCGGCCAGGACCACGAGAAGGAGGCGGAUGGCGGAGGCCCCGCGGACCAGUUCAGCGACGGGCGGGAGGCGCUGCCCGGCGGGUGCAGGCUCAUCUGUAAACCGUCGGCGCUGGCCCAGUGCCUGCUGAGCGCCUUGCGACGCUCGGCCGCCCUAGAGCCGCGCCCGCGCUCCUGGCUCUCCGGGCCCCACCUGCAGACCCUCUGCCACUUCGUGCUGCCGGUGGGGCCGGGGCCUGAGUUGGCCCGGGAGUACCUGCAGUUAGCGGACGACGGGCUGGUGGCCCUGGAUUGGGUCGUGGGACCUUGUCCCCGGGGCCGGCGGGUCACCAACGCCGGGGGCCUUCCCGCGGUGCUGCUGGUGAUCCCCAAUGCGUGGGGGCGCCUGACUCGCAACGUGCUCGGCCUCUGCCUGCUCGCCCUGGAGCGCGGCUACUACCCGGUCAUCUUCCACCGCCGUGGCCACCACGGCUGCCCGCUGGUCAGCCCCCGGCUGCAGGCUUUCGGGGACCCGUCCGACCUCAAGGAGGCGGUCACUUACAUCCGCUUCCGACACCCGGCGGCCCCUCUGUUCGCGGUGAGCGAGGGCUCGGGCUCAGCGCUUCUGCUGUCCUACCUGGGUGAGUGUGGCUCCUCCAGCUAUGUGACCGGCGCCGCCUGCAUCUCGCCCGUGCUGCGCUGUCGCGAGUGGUUUGAAGCCGGCCUGCCCUGGCCCUAUGAGCGGGGCUUUCUGCUCCACCAGAAGAUGGCCCUCAGCAGGUACGCCUCAGCCCUGCAGGACACAGUGGACACCCACAAACUGUUCAGGAGCCGCUCCCUGCGAGAGUUUGAGGAGACCCUCUUCUGCCACACCAAGAGUUUCCCCAUCAGCUGGGAUACCUACUGGGACCACAACGACCCCCUCCGGGAUGUGGACGAGGCUGCUGUGCCUGUGUUGUGUGUCUGUAGCGCCGAUGACCCCGUGUGUGGGCCCCCAGACCACUUUCUGCCCACGGAACUCUUUCACAGCAACCCCUACUUCUUCCUCCUGCUCAGUCACCAUGGAGGCCACUGUGGCUUCCUGCGCCAGGAGCCCUUGCCAGCCUGGAGCCAUGAGGUCAUCUUGGAGUACUUCCGGGCCUUGACUGAGUUCUUCCGAAUGGAAGAGAGGAUGAAAGGGCUGAGCAGGCACCGGGCCUCGUUCCUAGGGGGUCGGCGUCGCUGGGGAAACCUGCAGAAGAGGGAGGUCUCUCCCUCUUCCAAUCUGGAGGAGAUCUUUAGCUGGAAGCGAUCGUAUACGAGGUGAGGCCUGGCCCAAGAGCAGAGCUGAGCCGGCCAGAGUCCUGAAACGGCUGUGAGGACAGAAGUGGGCCUGCAGUCCGAGCCCUUUGCUGCUUAUUCAGCCCCUUCUCUCUUAGACUGGUCUGUGGAAAGAGAUGGAACUUCCAGCAAGCUGGUGCUCACUUUACCCUGAGAACACUCCUGCCUUAGGCUUUGCCCAACACAUUCCAGCUCUUCCUGGUCAGCAGCUGGGCUGUCACUGUCAUGCUCUCCUGUCACUGACCUCAUAAGCCAAAGAAUAGCCCCCUUGGAGUCUAUGGACUCAGGAGAAAAUGCUCUGUCACUAGCAAGGACUAUAGAGAAAAUGGGUGUAUGUGCGUCAUUGGGAAGCUCUGUCCCACAUAAAUAAUCAGCUCUCUGACCCUGAUUCUCGAGCUGAAGCCACUCAAUGUCGUGAGGACAGGAUGUUUGUGUCUCAGUCCCACUUCCCUCACUCGGUUCUGUGGUUGUGGCGCUCUGCUGACUUCUUGCCACGGCCGCUGUGGAAGCAGUCUCCUAGAGCAGCGGGGCUGCGUCUUGCGCGAGUGUGGGAAAGGCGGCCGAGGCCUAAGUGCUGUGCUGACCCUGGGUUGGUGAGGACGACAAGGUACAAAGAGUGUGUGUCGGUCGUCCGGAAGGCUGAGGUCCUGCAGGUCUCAGUUGGGCUGAUCUGGGGCUUCAGGCUAGGACUUCAAGCCUAGAAAGAACUUCAGGAUGACUUUUAGGAAGAAGGAGUCCUCGCACACAGGGUCUGCUGGCCUCUCAGGCACUCUGGCUGCUCCCUCCAGUACCAUUCCUGAGAUUACUCCAGAAAGUCCUUCCCAGAGCUGUUUUUCUUCUGCCAAGCGGGCUUCCUCUAAGUGGUAAAGAGUAUAAAUCUGCUUAUCCUCGGUGUUUUCUGGUUCGUUGCCCUUUUUUCCGACACUACUACUGGCCUCUUCCUUUCCAGAGCCUGGAGAGACAUCUGGGACCAGAGAAAACAAAAGUUCCAAGAGGUUGGCCAGUGCUUGCUCAGUGAUUUAUGAAUAUUUCACAUUACCAUGCUUUUUCUGCUCAAUUUAUUCAAAAGGCCAUCCGUGUUGAUGUAGAAAAAGCUUCUUCCUGGAUCUGGCCACUCACUGGCUGGUUUUAUGGUGUUUGGUUUUAUGAGGAAUAAUGCUGAAGAUCAGAGUAAAACAAAGCAUGGUACAGAAUGAUCCCACAUCCUGGUUUGAACGAGGCCAUUAAACGAUAUCGUAGGACAUCUAGUUCUAUGUGUUGCUACGAGCUUUUCCCUAAAGUUUUGUUUUAAUUUGUCAUCAAGAAAGAAGACACCUGUUUUGACAGGAAGGUCCCUCCUGGCCUCACAAACAGCAAACCAAUUUUAAAAAGGAGAGAUGUUUAUCAAAAGCCAUGUCCUAUGGUUCAGUAUAAGGAAUCCCCGGGGCCAGAAUUUCAGGUUUGGAUAAUCUUAGUCUAGCCAUGUUCUAGAUCAAAUAGGAAGAAACUCUGAACUAUCCCAGAAUGCAGACAACACUCAAUUAUAUCUAAGGCACAUUAUCCUGUCAUGAAAAAAAUCACUUCCCUCCUUCCUCAUUUCUUGCUCCCCCUCCUCCACAUUCAUCAUCUGACGUUCUUUCACCCUUUCUGAGCAGGGGAAAUAACAAGGAACUGAAAUCUAAAGAAGCCAUUCUACUGCUGGUUUAUAGCCCCCGUAUAGGGCUUGCUGAGGAGGAAUUACUGAUGUCUGGCCACCUCCCUUCCCCCAGCAUCUGGUACAGUAGGGAUUUCAGUUAAUUAGGGUGCUGCAGGCCCCACCCCCAUGCAGGACCCCAGGAUCAUUCAGAAGUGACUGCAAAAUGGGAAGCAGGCCAGUGGGUUUUAACCUGCAGGGCUUACGGGGCCCCAAGGGCUGAGCUCUGGAUUGUUCCUCCAGGCCAGAUACUAUGGGACUCUGGUUCUUUAAGGUAAUAGCUUUUGGAGAAAUUGUGGUUGGUUUUCUUUCCCUUUUUUAUAAGAAAGUAAGCUUGCAGGGGUGGCGCAUCAGUAUAUACAUAUAACAUUUUUCUUUUGGUUACAGCCCAGGCUUCAUUCAUUCCCUUGGACCCAUGGCCCUAAUACCUAGACCCUAAGGUAUUUCUCCUCUGUGUCCUCUGUGCCACGUGUCCUUAUAACCUAUCUUAGGAACCCGCUUCUCUCUCAUCUUCCCAUUACCGCUUUUUCAGGAAAUUUUGCCAAAAUUGUGCAGUUCUUGUUCAAGCAGGUUUGGGUGACCCUGACCUUCAGUCUAACACUGAAGGGAUCGCCCAUAUUGGCUCUGCUUUGGUGAACAGCUAAUCAUAUGAAACCAGCUGGAAGAACCCCAGGCACACGAUUCUUUUUCUUUUUCUUUUUCUUUUUUUUAAGAUUUUUAUCUAUUUAUUUGACAGAGAGAGAGAGACAGCCAGAGAGAGAGAGGGAACACAAGCAGUGGGAGUGGGAGAGGAAGAAGCAGGCUCCCAGCGGAGGAGCCUGAUGUGGGGCUGGAUCCCAUAACGCCGGGAUCACUCCCUGAGCCGAAGGCAGAUGCUUAACCGCUGUGCCACCCAGGUGCCCCAGCCCAGGCACACGAUUCUGAGACAAUAUGUGACCCUUGAACAAAAUUCCAAGUUAUGAGUUUGAGGAAGCAAGAAACAACAAAAUAAAACUAAGACAACCCAAAGCAGUACCACUGAAUUGGUUUUCCAGGUCUCGAGUCUUAAGUGAUCCUUGCGGGCUUCAUUCACUUGCUUGCCUUCCUUUUGGUCUCUUCAUUAUUUAUAACCACCUUCAAGUGGUAAGAGAAAACAACAACACCCCCCAAAACACAAUGGCUUAGAGGAGGUAUGGUCUUAGAUGUAGAUGGGAGUCCUCUGUCUCCUCCCAUUGGUUCAGAAUGCAGGAAGCAAAGGACUGCCUCUGAAGGCUUCUGAUCUCUGAGACCUAAGACUGUGCUUGCUAUAACUUAAUUCUCUUGAGAGAGUCAGUAUUUUAUGUUCUUUAUACGUAGGUUUCCAGGGUGACUUGGCCAGAGAUGACAGUAUGCUGAACAAAGCACCAAAUCCUCACUUGAGGAGAUAUCAUCUCUGUUUUGAGUGACGGUAUCCUUUCUAAGACCUGAGUACUGUUAAAAAAGAGGCCUUGACACAGGAAGUAUCAGCUUGACUUUAUAGACAACCUCAAAAUUACCCCAGAGUCAGAAGCUCCUCUCUACUUAUCUCCCACCCAGACCACAGAUCUUUUGUCAGUCAGCCACACUUGGUAAUGCCAAGGUAUCUUCCUUCAGAAUUGAACUUAAGCAUGAAUUCCUCUCCCUGCUUAAACAAGCAGAUACAAUUGGCCACUUGGGUAGAAUUUGGUAACAAUGCCAAUGAGUAUUUGUGAUUCUCUAAAACCAAGCCACAAAGGAUGAAGAAAUCUUCCUAGUUAUCACCACUGGCAGAGACAAGAUUGAGAAGUUAUACAUAGGGAGUGCCCAGAGACGGAAUGAAUGCCUCAGGAAGCAGGAAUUCCCACGUCACUGGUGGGACAUGCAAGCUAGACUGCUGUACGGCACACAUCAUGGUGGGACAUAUGCCAAGAAAUAAGUGUCCUAAAUUUUUCUUUCUUUUCUUUCUUUUUUUUUUUUUAAAGUAAGCUGUAUGCCCAACAUGGGGCUUGAACUCACAGCCCCGAGAUCAAGAGUCACAUGCUCUACUGACUGAGCCAGCCAGGCGCCCCCAGGGUGGCCUAGAUUAGGUAGAAGGUCUCUUCUCAUCUGGGAGUCCGUGAACCGAAAUAACGUGAAUGAGCUCGGUGGGUUGUAAAGACUUUUGGUUGGCUUGAGAAUCAAGGAGAUCACAGACCUGAUCCAGAUUCUGGGAGUUGGGAGAGACAUAAAGAUUUUAAUGAAAAUAACCUUGCCAAAGUGACCAGAGGAUGUUUUAAAGUGUCCAGGAAGAACUAAGAGUUUGAGGAAAAGUGGAAUUUCAUUAAAACAAACAAAAGACACUAACACAUCAAAAAUAAAUGUCUCUAGCCCCCCUGCCUCCAGCCUUCCUGUGUAAUGAGGUAAUACCCUAGUACUUAUCACUAGUGUGGCUGAACAAAAACUUCUCCAACUUGUUUGCUUCUGAAUAAUAAAUUGCAGUCUCCCUGCAACAAUGGAAUGUCAUUAUUUUUUAAAUCUCCGGAAACAAAGGCACUGUUUGUCUUCUGAAGUCCUAUGUGUACUGAGCCAUACAUGCUUACCUACCUGCAGUUAACAGAGCCUCCCUGCACAUUCUCUGUUCACUGGCUGUUGCUUCACUUCACUACAUCUAGCUUUGUUGUCUCCUGACACUCACCAGUAGCAGCUCUGUUUAAUCAACAACCAGGCCUCCUGCUCUGGGCUAGUAAUUUCCCAG
Ailuropoda melanoleuca (giant panda) is the source of this 5877-nucleotide messenger RNA. It is a transcript of the gene ABHD15, whose product is annotated as abhydrolase domain containing 15. Bases 87 to 1481 code for a protein of 464 amino acids. NCBI's taxonomy places the organism in Eukaryota, Metazoa, Chordata, Mammalia, Carnivora, Ursidae. The transcript is spliced from 2 exons. Gene Ontology annotation, biological process: lipid metabolic process. The record is from RefSeq and is a predicted model, not a curated record. Gene Ontology annotation, molecular function: monoacylglycerol lipase activity; short-chain carboxylesterase activity.